AUGGAUGAGGACUUGGAUGGCAGCGCGCUGGGAGUCAUCGUGCCUUCGUCUACGGUGAACGGCUAUACGUCAAACUUCGCCGAGUGGCUUAAUCCCAAUGACGAGGAGUCGAAUCCGGAGCGCGUUACUCUUGUGCGCAAAUCAUGCAGUCUGGAUGGCAAGGGAGGAACUAAUGAGGGGAUAGUUCACGCCACGCCGCCGACCAUUGCAGCGAGUCUCAUGGAGGCUGUCAGUGCCAUGGACCCAGACGGCAUCCGCACCAGCACGACAAUCGUGCUCUUCACCUUCCAGAGCUUCCACACGAAGGUGCUGUCUAAGAAGCAGAGGGUCAAUGUCAAGAAUGGAAACAGCAAGCAGGCCGAGAAAGAGACCCGCAACGAUAUAUUCAUGGAGCCGAUUGACGCUGCGAGAUCAGAUCUGGAGGAGAUAUUCAGGUACGCAGAUUCCGAGGAAGAAGUCGACAGUCCCAUCGGGUGCAAAAGGCGAAGAGGAAAAGGGAUCUCUCGACAAUUUCUCAAGUGCCGGCAAGUACCCCGUCGACUGAUAUCGCGGCCGACCCUAACCGCAGUCAGAUUCACGGCCCAGUCUCUUCCGAUGACUAGACCGAUCAGGAUUGUACCGUUGCUGGGAAGGGCAUGCAGCACCAGAAGAAUAUUGGGACAGAGGUGGAGUGCAGGUGUAAUUGUGGGGAACUCAACGGGAGCCGGAAGAUCAUGGUCAUUACCAAGAAUAGGCUUUCGCCGGAGGACAUCGAGGUUGUCGGUCUCCACUACGAAGCCUAGCGAUGCAAUGAGCUUGGAGCCCGCUUGA
Messenger RNA from Ramularia collo-cygni, 810 nucleotides. RefSeq lists its product as uncharacterized. The transcript has a single exon. Lineage: Eukaryota; Fungi; Ascomycota; Dothideomycetes; Mycosphaerellales; Mycosphaerellaceae. Bases 1 to 810 code for a protein of 269 amino acids. The record is from RefSeq and is a predicted model, not a curated record.